AUGAGCCGUCGCACGCCAAUAGAACCCCAACGAGUCGACGCACCACUCACCCAGUCAGCGACCUUCCUCGUCCUCUCCGUGACUGACAAGCCCGAGGCUAUCAAGACGGUGCGCUCGACCCUUGCCAGCGUCGACGACCUGUCCAAGAACGUUGCUAUUCGCGAUCUGGAUGCCGCCUUCGCCUGCACCGUCGGCAUUGGCAGCAAUAUCUGGGACAGUCUCCUAAGUGGCGUUCCCAGACCGGCUGAGCUGCACCCUUUCCCGACCAUUUCCGGCAAAGUUCACACGGCGGUCUCCACGCCCGGGGAUCUGUUGUUUCAUAUCCGAGCACAGCGUCGCGAUCUGUGCUUCGAGUUCGAGCGCCAAUUGAUGGAUCGACUGGGCGACUGUGUCAAGGUCGAGGACGAAACCGUUGGGUUCCGCUACUUUGACGUCCGCGAUCUUUUGGGUUUCGUGGACGGCACGGCAAACCCUGUGGGCGCUUCUGUCGACGAAUCAGUCCUGGUGACGGAGGUGGACGACGCAGGCUCCGCAGGUGGCAGCUACGUUGUCGUCCAGAAGUAUGUGCAUGACCUGAAGAGGUGGCGAGGUCUUUCAACAGAGCAACAGGAAGCAAUCAUCGGCCGCACAAAGCUCGACAACAUCGAGUUGAACGACGUAGAUGAGGACAAACAAAAAGCACACAAACAACUAGCCACGGUCCAGGGCGACGAUGGAUCCGAGCUCUCGAUUUUGAGGGACAAUAUGCCCUUUGGCACCCCCGGGAAAGGGGAAUUUGGGACUUAUUUCAUCGGGUAUUCCAGGAAGCUGUGGGUCAUUGAGCAAAUGCUGGACCGGAUGUUUGUGGGUUCACCACCUGGCUUGCACGAUCGGAUUCUGGACUACUCGACGCCGUUGACUGGGACGACUUUUUUUGUGCCGAGUGCAACUGUACUGGCGAGUUUAGAUGAUGAUUAG
This is a messenger RNA of Cladophialophora psammophila CBS 110553, 957 nucleotides long. Its product is annotated as iron-dependent peroxidase. Gene Ontology annotation, cellular component: cytosol. Bases 1 to 957 code for a protein of 318 amino acids. Lineage: Eukaryota; Fungi; Ascomycota; Eurotiomycetes; Chaetothyriales; Herpotrichiellaceae. The record is from RefSeq and is a predicted model, not a curated record. The transcript has a single exon. Gene Ontology annotation, molecular function: heme binding; peroxidase activity.